AUGACGUCUUUAUGGAUUCCGAAUGCCAUUUUUCUCAUGAUGAGUUCGGAAGUGUGGGCGGUAGGAAGUGUAUGUUAUCAGUGCGCGACGCCAAAUCUUGAGAGCAAUUGGGCAAUUACUGGAUUGCCAUUGAAACCGAGUAAUCUGGAGUUUGAUCAAACAUGUGAGGCGGCCAACGACGCUGAUACUAAGGACAGUAAAUUUAUGUCUACCAUGUGCUCAUCGUACUGUUUUGAACUUGCGAUGCCAAUCAACGAGGAAUAUGGAUUCGUAAGAGGUUGUCAUGGAGACUUUGUUUGGGAAGAAUUUCGAGCUGGAUCACAUUUCUGUCCACCAUCUGGCGAAGAUGAAACUAAAUGUAACAAAAAACUCAUAAAAGGCGACAUUACCGCUACACUUGAAAAAUGUGAUCCUGUUGAAUUACAUACUUGCAAGUCAUGCAGUUCGUAUGAUGGAGCUGGAAGUUGCUCAGCAUCGACCACUGACACUUGCAAAGCGCCAUACUGUACCAAAACUGUAGGAACAUUGGAUGGUGGAAGUUAUGAAUCUCGUGGUUGUGCAUUUUUCAAUCCAAUUGGGAGUAAUGUGUGCUCAUGGACCGAUCAGACAUACAAUGUGUCAACUGGAGUGGAUAGUGUAGUUCAAAGAACGAAAAGAACGAAAAGAUCGAUUUCGAUGGCUUUUCGAGCCAAUCAAUGUUAUUGUCAAGGCGAACUGUGCAACCCAUCUCCUCGAUUCUCUACUAUCCUUCUCUCAUUUUUGUCUGCUUCUUUUCUUGCUUUUCUGUAA
Caenorhabditis briggsae is the source of this 789-nucleotide messenger RNA. The coding region runs from base 1 to 789 and encodes 262 amino acids. The transcript has 5 exons. Lineage: Eukaryota; Metazoa; Nematoda; Chromadorea; Rhabditida; Rhabditidae. The record is from RefSeq and is a predicted model, not a curated record.